Xiphophorus couchianus (Monterrey platyfish) is the source of this 2175-nucleotide messenger RNA. RefSeq lists its product as uncharacterized. Gene Ontology annotation, molecular function: zinc ion binding. The transcript has 4 exons. The coding region runs from base 450 to 1814 and encodes 454 amino acids. The record is from RefSeq and is a predicted model, not a curated record. Lineage: Eukaryota; Metazoa; Chordata; Actinopteri; Cyprinodontiformes; Poeciliidae.
CUUAUAAAAAAUAAUGAUUCACCGGUUGCGUUUUUUGGGGGACUUGUGUUUGAACGUGAAGUUGCUCAUUUGAGCUUGGAAAUGAGCAGAGAUACAUAAUCAGCCCCAGAAUAUGUCUAUCUAUUUAGUUUCAGUCAAACUCUCCCUGUCCAUCAUCUUAAACCAAUCUCCUCCUCAGUUCAACCUUUGUGAUUCCAUGUUAAAAGCGCUUUAUAAAUAAACUUUACUUACUUACUUAUAAGUGGACAUAGAUUGUUGAUGUUAUGAUUAUAAAAUAACUAGCAAAUAGUAAGUAUUGGCAAAGCUCAAUGUAAUGUGGGGUCCUCAUACCAUGAGAGUAUAUCUGGAAAGUGGCAACUCCAGUAAAGACUAUAACUUAUUUGUGCAACCACCUUUCUGCUGUUAACUACAAAAAUUUGAGCAAGAGAAGAGAGAGUAGUGUUAAUGAAAUGUUUUUCCCAAACACUGUUGGAACAGUCUCGACUGCAGUUGAGGGAGAGGUGUCAGUGAGAGGACGAUGUCACAGGUCAAUGAAGAAAAAGGAGGAAGCUCAUUACCUUCAGGUUACACUUGAUUCUUUUGUGGUGCCUGUGGAACUGAAGUACAUGUCAUGUUCUUGCACAGCUGGGAAAGCCCUGUGCAAUCACAUGGUGGGUCUUCUGUUUCAAACUGCUCACUACAGUACAAUGGGCUACAAGACCGUACCAUUGCCUCUGUCGUGCACCAGUUCACUGCAGACCUGGCACCGUCCAAGGACAAAGGGAGUUGCACCAGAGGCUACAAAUGAUAUGACAGUGUGUAAACCUGUGGCAAGGGAAAAAACCAGGAUUAGGACUAGCGUGAAGUGCACACUGUACAGAGCGUAUGCAGGUCCUCUUCCAGAUCCUCAUAUUGAAGCCAGCGGGGAGAAACUAAAAGAAAUCCGUCCACAACCAGGAAUAUGCAAGUUGCUUUAUGGACUGCAAAACCUUACUUUAGUGGACUCUAAAUUUGGUCCUGUGCCAUUUGGUUCUGUGCUCUCAUAUCAGUGUCCUCCUGAAAUGAGCAGAGACAUAAUCAAACAUCCAGAUGCCCCUGAGUUCCCUCAAUUACCUGUUGACGGCUACAGCUUUAGGUUUCCACUAGAUUUUGAGCCUAAUUAUAGGCAACUUUGCCAUUUAGAGAGCCUUAAGAUAUCACGUAAGAUCUGUGCUGCUAUUGAAGCAGAAACCAGACAGCAAUCAGAAUGCCAGCUGUGGACAGAGGUACGCAAACCCCGACUUACAGCCAGCAGGUUCCGUGAAGUAUGCCAUGUGCGUGGUCAGUCUUCUGCCAAGGCCUUGGCAACUCGUAUUCUCAGAAGAACUCCCCAGACAGCUGCUAUGAAAAGAGGGUUGGAUCUGGAACCUGAAAUACUGAAGCAAUAUUCUGAUUUGUUUGAUGUCUCUGUGAUGCAAUGUGGGUUUAUCAUUCAUCCUGACGCACCUCACCUUGGAGCUAGCCCUGAUGCUAAAGUCUUCAACCCUAAGGAAAUGCCUCCAUUUGGGUUAGCUGAGGUAAAGAGUUGCAAUGUUGACAAUGUGGCACAAGUUAAUCACCUAGUUACAAUUAAAGGCCAGGCUUGCCUUAAGAAGAGUCAUAAAUACUAUUAUCAGGUUCAGGGCCAAUUGGCUGUAAGCGGACUUCAGUGGUGUGAUUUUAUUACAGAUACCCACACUGACUUCACAGUUGAGAGAAUAUUUAGGGAUGAGGAGCUUAUCCUCUCAAUGAGACAGAGGCUUGAUCAUUUCUAUCAUGACAUCUACAUGGAUGUUUUCUUAAAUGGUAAACCUUGAGAAAAUGAUUGUUAUAAAAUUGAUAGGCCUUUUGUAAAUACUCUCCCUAUCACAAAUGGGCUAAAGUUGUGAACUUGAGGCCAUUUGUGUAUGCUCCAUGUUCAUUUUGUAAUAUAAUUAUUCUAUUAAUGUUUGCAAUUGAUGGCCACAAAUCUUCUUUGUUCCACAAUAAAAACGUUAAUUUGAACAUUUUCUCUCAUUCAAAUACUUCAUUGACAGAUGUGUAAAAUGUACAAGAAAGUGCAAUUUAAAUGUAAAGGUUGUACAUAUGUAGCUACCUCAAGAUAAGCUAUUUACAAUAGAUUUGAUAGAACUGUACACAUCUAUUCAUUUAUUCAAUAAUAAAAACAAAUACAGGUCA